Messenger RNA from Penicillium verhagenii, 2244 nucleotides. RefSeq names its product transient receptor potential ion channel family protein. The coding region runs from base 1 to 2244 and encodes 747 amino acids. The record is from RefSeq and is a predicted model, not a curated record. NCBI's taxonomy places the organism in Eukaryota, Fungi, Ascomycota, Eurotiomycetes, Eurotiales, Aspergillaceae. The transcript has a single exon. Gene Ontology annotation, biological process: fungal-type cell wall biogenesis; transmembrane transport.
AUGAAGUUGAUUACAUUGCUCGCAUGCGUCGUCGCAUUCGUGGCGCCGGCAUUUGCGGUCAACUUCCUCGAAUCUAAUUCCCUCAACUUAUGCAUGGAGAGUAGCAACUUCACAGCAACAUACUUCCACGUCAUCUUCUACCCAAACAACAAUUCGCUUGAGAUUGGUUUCGAUGGCGUAUCAUACAUAUCCGGCAAGGUUGUGGCAGAUCUUACCUUGACGGCCUAUGGUUAUAAGGCUUAUUCCAGCACCCUCGACCCUUGCUCCAUCGCGGGUAUGGGCAUGUGUCCCAUGGCCCCUGGUCCCAUUGACUUAGAAUCGGUUUCCUUGACACUUCCGAAUGACACCGCUUCGAGGAUCCCGGGCAUCGCCUACACUGUUCCCGAUCUUGAUGCGGACGUGCGCAUUGUGAUCAAAAAGAAGGACACCGGUGAGAAUAUUGCUUGCGUGGAAGCGUCACUCUCAAAUGGUAAAACUGUCUACCAAGUCGGAGUCUCCUGGGUGACCGCAAUCAUUUCUGGCUUGGGUCUUACAGCAUCUGCCAUCACCUCCGGACUCGGCCAUUCCAACACUGCUGCUCACGUCGCGGCGAAUGCGCUUUCAUUGUUCAGUUUCAUGCAGUCCCAAGCAAUGAUUGGCAUGACCUCAGUUCACAUGCCACCUAUUGUGGAAUCAUGGACACAGGACUUCCAGUGGAGUAUGGGUAUCAUUCACGUCGGAUUUCUGCAGACCAUCUGUACUUGGUACCAGCGCUCUACGGGUGGCACUCCCUCCACCGUACUCUCAUCUUUGAGCCAGACCUCAGUAGAGGUGCUCAAGAAGCGUGACUAUGUCAUGGACCCUGUGCGCAGUAUCAUGAAGAGAGGACUCCAUAUGCUUGGAAAACGAGACAACAGCCAGAAAGUUCAGGUAGUGCGAGGCAUUGACCGUGUUGGCUUCCGCGCAGGUAUCGAAGAAACAAACAUCUUCUUGACUGGCCUUAUUUUCUUCGUCGUCUUUGUUUUUGUCGUUGUCAUCAUUAUUGCUGCCUUUAAGGGCAUCUGCGAGAUACUCGUGAAGCACGGCAAAAUGAAGGGCGACACUUUCCAGGACUUCCGCAACGGAUGGAAGGUUGUCACUCGAGGUAUCUUGUUUCGCCUGACUUUGAUUGGUUUCCCUCAAAUGUGCAUCCUUUGCCUUUGGGAGUUUACUCAGCGUGACUCGCCGGCUGAGGUCGUUCUGGCUGUGGUGAUGCUUAUAUCCCUAGUCGUUGCCCUAAGCUGGGCAGCCUGGAAGGUCAUUCGUUUGGCAAAGCGCUCGGUCACGAUGCACAAGAACCCCGCUUACAUCCUCUAUUCCGAUCCCGCGUGUCUGAAUAAAUGGGGCUUCCUCUAUGUGCAGUACCGUGCCACGGCCUACUACUUUGUCGUUCCAUAUCUUAUCUAUGUCCUGAUCAAGGGCAUGUUCAUCGGGCUAAGUCAGUCCGCUCCCGUGGUCCAGACCGUGGCUCUGGUGGUCAUUGAAGCCGGUAUGCUAGUCGCUGUCUGUGUCGUUCGCCCGUGGAUGGACAAGAAAACCAACGUCUACAACAUUUCCAUUGCGGUUGUCAACUUUAUUAACGUCAUCUUCCUACUGGUCUUCUCCAACGUUUUCAACCCACCAGGUCUGAUGGUCGGUGUGAUGGGUGUCGUUUUCUUCGUCUACAACGCUGUAUUCGCCUUGGUUCUCUUGAUCCUUGUUCUGAUUGCUUCAGUCUACGCUGUCCUAUCAAAGAACCCUGACAUUCGAUACCAACCAAUGCGCGAUGACCGAGGAUCCUUCAUCAAGUCUCAAACACAGCUCACGACUGAGUUGGAUGCAUUGGGCGCUACUGCUCGAGGUGACAUGAAAUCCCAAUCGUACCAGCACAACCCAUUCGAUGACGAUACCCCCUCCAUCUCCAGUGGUCACGGAAACGGCAGUGGCAGUAGCAACGCCAAUGGCAACGGAUAUCAAAACCCGAACGUGGCCAACGCUCCUCACGGCGCUUCUCAACAACGGGCUCAGCAAUCGGACCAGAUCGACCCAUCAGUACCACUCUUCCCCAGCAAGGGCCCUGGUCAACAUAGUUCUCCUCCGAGCUACGAGCACCUAGGCCGGACAUCACCAUCAUCCGCAGCGCGGACCUACGACAACAUGCCUGUUGGACAGUCCGCCAUGGCUCCCAAUUAUAGGAAUCAAAACAACCCUAGUCCAUGGCAACGAGGAGCUGGCUAUGAGGGUUAG